This is a messenger RNA of Colletotrichum scovillei, 3103 nucleotides long. RefSeq lists its product as uncharacterized. The transcript has 2 exons. NCBI's taxonomy places the organism in Eukaryota, Fungi, Ascomycota, Sordariomycetes, Glomerellales, Glomerellaceae. The coding region runs from base 159 to 2492 and encodes 777 amino acids. The record is from RefSeq and is a predicted model, not a curated record.
CUUCCUUUUCUCACUUUCUUCCACUUACUUUACUCAAAUCUGUCGGUUUGCAGCACCAAGCGUCUCCGGAAAGGAAAGCAAGGGAGAAGGAGAACCAGUGGCAGGAGGGCAACUCACGAGGGGGAAGCAACAACAACACCACAGAAACUUUCGUCUUCAUGAGAUUACAGAAGCAGCAGCGCCGGCCAAGUCCAGACGCGACAAUGGGCACCGGCCAAGGGAAACGACCUCCCCCGAAUCAGCAACAGCAGCAACAGCCAGAGCAACAACGGGCGCACUCGCCUUACCCGCCGCAGCAGCGAUACUACGCUCAACAACCACAACCGCAGUCGCAACCUCAAUAUCAACAGCAGUUCCAACCAUACCAACCGCCGCAGCAACAGCAAUACUACAACCCUCCCAGACAGCCUCAAUACGCCUCCAGGCCUACUUCUCCAAACCCGCCUCAGCGCAAGCAGACCCCGCAGCAGCAACAGCAGCAGCAGCAGUACCCCGCCCAGCAGCAAUUCCUCGCCGAGCUGGAAGUCCCAGCCUCUGUCCCGAGACCAACCUCACCAUCGACGUCAUCGCCCAACGCUACCACAUCCGCACUGGUACCGAGUGCCGGAACAGCUCAACAUGGCCCCGUUGCCUACGAGAUGCCCGCCGACGACAUAGUCACGGCCAAGCCUACAACCCAGAUUCAUAGGAAACCUCAUAGGAUAGCCUCUGCGUCUUCUGUUGCCGCACCAACAUCAUCAACAUCGCCGCCUCCAGCAUCCCCUACUACGGCCACAGCUGUACUUAAACAAGACGACCCGGAUCAACCAAAGGACGAAGAGAAGGCCCAGCCGCCGCCGCCACAGCCACCUCUCAUCCAGGCAAACCCAUGGGGGUUCUUUCUUGAGGAUGACCUCCCCUCUCGCAACAGUGACUCCCCCUCACCGAGGAAAGAUGACGUCUCAUCGAUCCCACCGGAGGAACAGAAGCUAUCGGUGAAGCCGUUACGCAUCGUCAAGAGCGGUUCUACCGAGGAGUUUAACGGUCAAGGGAGCAAACCCUCGAACAGUACCGCAGAUGAUGUGAUGCCCAAGCCUUUACAGCUUGCGGCUGCAGUGCCGGCGAGGCAGGAUAGCCCUGAUACGGCCCAGCUCAAACCGGCACCACUCAAGCUCGCUCGGCCGCAGCCCCCGGCUGCAGAACAUCGUCCCUCCCGGACCCCAAGCCCGUCCAACCCCGCCGCUCCGGCCUCCAAUGUACCGCAGCUCCCAUACCCCGCCGAAGGUCCGUCUAUUCCCACGCCGGACUCGCAUCCUCAGCACCAGCCAGGAACACAACCCGGGGCCCCGGCGACGCUUCCCUUUGGCAUUCGUCCCGCUGGCUCCCCGCCUCCGGUAUCCCCUUCCUUCGCGCCCUCGCGCCUCUCACCAGCCCCAACGGGCGUCUCGGCACCACCGCAACAGCCGCAACAGUCUCAACCCCAUCCUCAACCAGCUCACACUCAAGCCGCCCCAGUGUCUCCCGUCUUCGUUCAGGCUGCUCUACCGCCAACUCUCCCUGUGAGCUCCUACUUCCCUCAGCAGCCCUCAUACGCCAAGCAGGAGGCCACCUCGCCCAAUCUUUCGGUCCAUAGCCCAGUAGCCUCGGCACCGAGACCUUCAACAUCACAAGGAAUUCCCCAGGCUUCUCAGCACUCACCGGCUCAACCCUACGCCUCUCCUCCACCUUCAUAUACCCAAGCCAUGUCUCAAACGAACCUGUCGAACACUUCACCAUCGCCCACACAGACACAAUGGCUCCCUCCACCGCCACCUCCCCAAGGCCUAUCACCAAACCCAACCGGCGUGCCACUGCCCCUGAGCCCACCGCCGACGCAGUAUCCUUGGUCUCCAAACAGUGUUGGCCCCCAAUCUGCUCCCCUCCAACAGCAGUUCACGGGCUACAACAUGCCGCCCCCUAUCCCUCAGCCGACAUACGUCAACGGAAGCCAACAGUUCCAACCGCAACCGACGCAGACACCGCCGCCCCUCCCGCCUCGCAACUCCCCGCCCAUGCCAGGUACGCCGCAGUCGGGCUUUGGCGCCCUCACGCCCUAUGCUGGACCUCCUCCCCCGACUCGGCCAAAUUACCAGGCCCCGCCGCCGAAAUCCGAAUCGCGCCUCUUCAGCAGUGCCACGGCACGGAAGCUUCUCACCAAGACAACCGAGCUCGUAGACCAAACCAUCACGCCCUACCUCCAGGACAACAAGUACUACCGGCCGCCCUACAACUGGUAUCAGAACCAGAACCCUCAGAAUCAAAAUCAGAACCUCCACAAUCAGAACCAGAAUUACCAGAACCAAAACCAGAAUAAUCAGUAUCCGAACCGACCGCAAACGGCAACGGGAUACCCGGCGCAGCAGCAGCAGCAGCAGCAGUACUACACACAGCAGCAGAGCUAUGCUCCCUCUCAGCCAACGUACGCGCAAUCUCAAUCAUCGCAACAGAGCCAAGGGGUCACUCGUCCAUCUUGAAAGUUCUGAGGGGUCUUGUGAGAAGAACAUAGCUGGAUAGGGCGACUAGUUCCCUAACUUUGCGGACUCCGUGUGAACAUAUGUGAACACAAGUGAACAUGGAUAUGCGUCAUUCACUGCACCAAGCUGCGAGAACAACCAUGUUCGCCCCGAACCACCAUGAUGGAAAACAACACAGUCAACGUACGACGUGCCGAUGAUGCAAUACAUCUCGUAGACAGUUUUGUUCUUUCGAAGGACGGACAAGCGACGCUUCGCUGAAGACAAGUUGUUCAUAGACACGAGGCAACGAUGAAGUUGUAGCCGCCGGGUGCUUGAUAGUGUUCAAACAUAAAAACUCUACCCCGGUGGCGCGGGGCCGUUGGACCGAGCGAGACGCGCGCUUGCUUGGAGUGACGUCGAACUCACCAGGAUGGGGUGUUCAGUGGAAGCCACGCACGCGAUUCAGGAUCUGACGCGAUAGGUUGCGUCCAAAGCGAAUAUCGUUUUGGGUUCUGGCCUGGCGGUGGGCGGCCGAGGAAAUACAAAUCUGAUGUAUCACUGAACCCUUUGCAUCUGCUGGGAUCCAUUCAGUGCGGCGUAGGUGAAGGCUAUCCUUAUUUGCCCUGGGG